Molecule: messenger RNA, 1164 nt
Organism: Rotaria sp. Silwood2
Lineage: Eukaryota; Metazoa; Rotifera; Eurotatoria; Philodinida; Philodinidae
Source: the annotation of a GenBank genome assembly
AUGAAAACUUCAGCAACGAUCUCUUCGAAUCGUCGUUGUCGUACAGAUAGAAUUACAAGGCUUGAACAAGUCUCACCAGAGAUUUUCUUCGAAAUUUUCGAUUAUCUAACAGGUAAUCAAAUUUAUAUAUCUUUUCUUGGUCUCAAUAGACAAAUCAAUCAGCUUGUUUACAAUACACCUAAUGUUCAUUUGGAUUUAUCUCAAACAACAACAAAAUUUUAUCGUAAUUUUCAACGAAUAUUUUAUGUGCAAAAUGUUGUUUCGGUUAUAUUAGGCUUUGAUGAUGUCAACUUAUUAGAAAGAUCAUUCAGUUCAACUGAUGGAAGACGAUUGAAAUCAAUUUCUCUGUUAGACUUACCUCUAUAUACAUUUCAAACUAAAGUACCCGAAAUAUUAAGCAUUUUCAAACAGCAAUUAGUCAGUCUCAAGAUUAAUUUAAUGAAUAUGGGAUCCCAUGGAACUGGAGCUCAAACUGCCCAAUCCUUCGAAUAUAUACUCACAGAGUUACCAUUAUUAAAAUAUUUUGUAUUGAACGGCUCCGAUGAAAUCAAUCCAAUAACAUAUUUAGAUUCAAGUAUUGUCAAUAAUACUGUCGUAAGUUUAGCAAUGUCUUUAAGUGGCUAUGUGCGUUGGAUAUCAUUAUUGUAUCGAUUUGAAAAAUUGAAAGUACUCACAGUUGAUUUCCGUUUUCAACAUCAGAAGAAAAGAAUGGCUCCUCGAGAUUCCAGUUCGUAUUAUGGAGCUCAGAUACAAGAAAUAUUAUCGAUCGAUUAUUCUUUUCGACUUCGUCACGUCAAAAUCUAUCAAUGCAAUAUGAUAUUGGAAAACGUUGAACAAUUGUUUCAACUCUUUAUUUCACCAACCUUAUUAACUCUGAGCUUAUUUAAUUGUCAACGUCCUUUUACGAGAUAUCCGCUACCGAAGAGAAAACCUCCGUUUCUCGAUGGUACACAAUGGCAUGAUUUGGUGAAAAAAUAUUUGCUAUCAACGAUGAAACGAUUCUAUAUUGAGUACGAAGAUGUCGAUAAUACAAUGUCCAUGACAAAUCUUGUCCGAGUUAAAAAUGAAUGUAUGAAAUAUAGUGGACAAAAUUUACCAUGGAAAACAUUUUGUUCAUAUGACCAAAAAACAAGAUUACUUUCUUUUGAUUUCAUUUUUACUUAA